Molecule: messenger RNA, 747 nt
Organism: Periconia digitata
Lineage: Eukaryota; Fungi; Ascomycota; Dothideomycetes; Pleosporales; Periconiaceae
Source: the annotation of a GenBank genome assembly
GAGAUCAACACCACCUACCUCUUUGACUCGGGUGAAAUAUACAACAUGCCCGACUUGCACUCACUCCCCGAAAAUUGGUGGCCCUCAAAUGCGAUCCGCAAUAAUGGUCCAGACGCCCUGGUUAUCGAACGAUUGAAACUUCGUGAGCUCGCAGAGGGCUGGCCAUGCUACCGCGAUGCCUGCGAGUGGGAAAACUUCGAAUCGAUAUUCCACGAAGGCGCCUACGUAUACACGACGUGGUCAGGCCGCGUGCUAUACAGCGACUUCAUCAACGGAUCAAAAGCCGGCAUGGACAAAGGAGCAUUCAUCAUGCACCGCUGCCACGGCACGACCUCAGACAUCAGCCCAGACGGCAAACGAGCAGUCACUAAAAUGAAAGCGACCAUCACGCAACGAUUCAAUCUAGAUGGAGUGGAGGUAGAUGCAGAAGCUGAUUGUCGGUUCUGUUUUUUCUUUGAGAAGGUGGAUGGACGGUGGGGUGCACGCUUCGUGCGUCAUUGGUACGAGAAGGAUAAGCUUAUUCCUGUUAUUGCGGGCCAGGUGCCUAAGUUGGAUCUGGAGAAGCUGAAUUCUUAUCCUGAGGGGUAUAAGUGUCUUGCUUAUUGCCAGGAGGCGACGAUGGGGGUGACGGUGUUGAAGGAUAUGCCAGGGCAUCGAAGACAUGCGGGGACGCCCGCUGGUGACAAGCACGAUUUACUAUAUCGACAGAGCAAGACUUGGGUUGAGGGCGGGGAGCUUGAGAUAUGA